This is a messenger RNA of Caenorhabditis angaria, 478 nucleotides long. The record is from the annotation of a GenBank genome assembly. NCBI's taxonomy places the organism in Eukaryota, Metazoa, Nematoda, Chromadorea, Rhabditida, Rhabditidae.
AUGAAAAACGGUGAGUUGAUUGGGCUAAAAAUUCAAAAAAAAAAUUACACAGCUAAAUUUUUUCUGUUACCGCCGAUACGGUAUGCAGCGGUGUUUGCAGACAAAAGAGGGGGAAGUGUUUUAUUCAUUUUUUUUUCUUUUUUAGCUCAGAUUUUAUUUAGCUGUGAUAUACUUAUAAUUAAACUAAUUCUAAUUUCAGUAAAAAUUAACAUCGGAAUCAAAAAAGAUGCUAACCAAUCGAAAAAAUCAAAGAAGAUCGACAAGUCGAAAGGUCGUUCGAAAAAGGAGAAAAAAGCGAUGAAAAUGGAGGGAUCGAAGAAAGGCGAGCUAUCGAAAAAUCCAUCGAAAGUGAAAUUGAGUGAGAAGGAGGUUUUGAAGAAAAGUGAGUUUAUUGUUACACGUUCCAGCACUAGAAAAUAUGCAAAUUUCAGCUCCUUCAAAACCUUUGAUUGUGAAAGGAGAAGGAAACUAUCAAUAA